AUGAACCUCCAUGGCAUCCUCCUCCAUUUGAGCUUGCUGUUACCAUCAGCGACAGCCUUCUCAACUCGCAGUUUGGUUCGUCCAACUGGAAUCCAAAGGAGUGGAUCACCAAUCUACAGUUCCACUGCCAGCACGAUCGACACCGAUUGUACUUUCACCCCCAUCUUUGACUUUGCCGACGUUGGAUCGAAUGCGACCUCAAACUUUGAACGAAUUGAUGACGCCAUCAUGGGUGGAAUUUCGUUAUCAAGUAUCCGACAGAACCCUGACGAAGAGUUUGCAAGAUGGUCCGGAAUUUGUCGGCUAGACGGUGGAGGCUUUUGUGGUACUAGAACAUUACCUUUCAAAUCUGCUUUUCAGGUUGGGGAUGCAGACGGAUUCUACGUGCUAUGUCGUUUGACAAGUGACGAUGAGCCUGAUCGUCGUGUAUGGAAAUUGACAACUCGAUCGGAAGCCUCUAGAAGCGAGCAACUGUACCAAGUAAUGUUUGACCUACCAGCUUCCACAGGGGAAGAAAAUGACUGGAACCUUGUCAAGGUUAAAUUCUCGGAUUUCGUCCAGGUUCGCGGACCUAGAGUCGUCGAAGGUGGACCAAAAUUGAAUUCGUCAGCCAUCUUUCAAAUUGGAAUGGCAUUGAGUAAAUUCAAGAUCUCAUCGACCGGGGAACAGAUUGAGAACUUUCGACCUGGAUAUUUCGAGCUUCAAGUGAAAGAAAUCGGGGCAUUCCGAGAGGGCAAAAAUCCGUUGACACUUGAAUUCCCAGGUACUCUUGAAAAAGAGGAAGCAGAAAAGAAGAAGCCGCUACCUCUGAAGGUUUUGGGACCUGUUGCCAAGGUUUUCUUCAGCGAAAAGAGGAGACGCAGUGCCUCAGCAAUGAGAAUCCUAAAGAAACGCGGCUACUCGACGCUUGGAGCCAUGAAAUUUGGAGUGAAAGUUCGAGCUCGAGCGACUGGGUGGCCAUCAGCGAUAAUUCACACGAUGACAAGUCUGGCGACGGAAAUAUUGCUUCAAUCUUUUACUUUCACCCUGAAGCUAUUACUCGUAUACCCCAUUCAGCUGAUUCGAAAACUAACGAAAGUGUUUUCUAAAUCCAAGUCUGAAGCACCAAAGCAAUAG
Messenger RNA from Cylindrotheca closterium, 1116 nucleotides. Lineage: Eukaryota; Bacillariophyta; Bacillariophyceae; Bacillariales; Bacillariaceae. The record is from the annotation of a GenBank genome assembly.